This is a messenger RNA of Plasmodium gallinaceum, 906 nucleotides long. It is a transcript of the gene CPbeta, whose product is annotated as F-actin-capping protein subunit beta, putative. Bases 1 to 906 code for a protein of 301 amino acids. Gene Ontology annotation, cellular component: F-actin capping protein complex. The transcript has a single exon. The record is from RefSeq and is a predicted model, not a curated record. Gene Ontology annotation, molecular function: actin filament binding. Gene Ontology annotation, biological process: cell morphogenesis; barbed-end actin filament capping. NCBI's taxonomy places the organism in Eukaryota, Apicomplexa, Aconoidasida, Haemosporida, Plasmodiidae.
AUGGAAAAAACAAAAGUUGAAGCAGCUCUAAGUAUAUGCAAUAUCUUACCUUCUCAUUUAUUUGAAGAAACAAUCAAAAUAUUAUCAGAAAUUGAUCAGAAUUUAACUAAUAAUAUUUUAAUUAAUAAAGAAGGUCCUAUAAAAACUAAAUUUGAUAGUGAAGAAAAAAAAUAUUAUUUGGCAAAUAUGUUUAAUAAAGAAAAAGAUUCUUACAGAUCUCCUUAUGCGAACAUUUAUUAUCCUGAUAACUUUUCAAAUUCAUAUAUACCAUCUGAGCCUUUAAGAAAUUUAGAAAUAUUAUUUAAUGAAAUAUUUGACAAAUAUAGAAAGGCAUACUAUAUAAGUGGAUUGUCGUCUGUUUAUUUAUGGCCAAAUCCUACUGAAGAAGGAUUUGUUGGCUGCUUUUUAAUUAAAAAAAGCGAAUCAUUUAAUGUAAACACAAGUAUAAUUUGGGAAGCUACACACUUAAUACAAGUAAAUAUAUCGCAUUUAAUUAUACACUACCAAAUUUCAUCAACUGUUAAUUUUUAUAUCACUAAAAAAAAUGAAAUUAUUUUGUCUGCUUCUAUUAAUAAAGCUUUAGAAAAUCCCAAGAAGAUUUUAGAUAUGAAUUUAUUAAAAGACAAAUUUUUUCAUAUGGAAAAUAUGGGUAAAAUGAUUGAAAGUAUUGAAAACUCUUUAAGAAAAAGUAUUGAAUAUAUAUAUAUGCCCAAGAUCACUGAUAUUUUAAAUUCUCUUAGAUUCAAUGAUUUGCUUUGUGAUUAUGCAUACGAUGAAAAAAUUAUAAAAUUGAAAAAUAUAUGUAACAAUGUUACAUCUUCUAAAGAGAGUAUCCAAGAUGAAUUAAAGUUAAAAUUUAAAAAUAAAAACUUGAAUUUAGGAACUCAAUAUUCUAUUAAUACUUAA